CUCUAAAGUGGCCCAAUACUCACUAUCACACUAUUAUGUAGACAUGGCCCGGCUUAUCAAAAUUGGAUUAAAAUCGAUUAAAUUCGAAUCGAGCGGCCCAUGGCCGGGCCUACUGUACCCUCUCCGCUCUAUUUGCUCGUUUCCCGCCAAACCAAAGCCGGAGCGCGCCAAAGCUAAGUACCCUUCCCUCGCUUUCUCUCUCUGCCCCCUCCUACUCCUCAAAGCAAGUCCAAAAAUUUUCCUCCACUUUCCCACUGACCAAACAAGGAGGAAAGAAUCCGACCAAAAAGGCGAAAAUAAAAUGAAGGGAGGAACAGUGCAGAUCAAUUGGCAUGACACAAAACCUGUCCUAAGCCUAGAUUUUCAUCCAAUUUCCGGUCUCCUCGCCACAGGCGGUGCCGACUUCGACAUCAAGCUUUGGUUAAUAAAUUCAGGUGAAGCCCAGAAGAAAAUCCCAACGGCUUCCUAUCAAAAUAGUCUUUCCCACCAUUGUUCUUCUGUGAAUGCUCUUCGUUUCUCUCUCUCUGGAGAUCUACUUGCCUCUGGUGCCGAUGGGGGGGAGUUGAUUGUAUGGAAGUUAAACUCUACAGAAGCUGGUAAAACGUGGAAAGUUCUCAAGAAUUUAUCAUUUCAUCGCAAGGAUGUUCUGGAUCUGCAAUGGUCUCCUGAUUGUGCAUUUUUGAUAUCCGGAUCAGUUGAUAAUUCUUGCAUCAUAUGGGAUGUUAACAAAGGUUCUGUGCAUCAGCUAUUGGAUAAUCAUUUCCAUUAUGUUCAAGGUGUGGCUUGGGAUCCAUUGAACAAGUACGUUGCUUCUCUUAGUUCAGAUAGAACUUGCCGAGUUUAUAUCAAGAAGCCUCAAACAAAAACAAAAGGCUUUGAGAAGAUAAAUUAUGUUUGCCAACAUGUCAUUACAAAGACAGAGCACCAAUUGGCAGAUGAUUCUAAGUCUUCAAAAAACCAUCUUUUUCAUGAUGAAACGUUGCCAUCUUUCUUCCGAAGAUUAGCAUGGUCACCUGAUGGAUCAUUUUUACUUGUUCCAGCAGGUUCUUAUAAGAUGUCACCUGCAUCAGACAUGGUAAAUACUGCUUAUGCAUUUUCCAGAAAGGAUAUUUCAAGGCCUGCUUUAAUGCUCCCUGGUGCCAGCAAACCUGUUGUAGCUGUUCGCUUCUGCCCCAUGGUUUUUAGCCCUAGGGGAUUGCACUCAGCUGGAUUCUUCAAGCUUCCUUAUCGCCUAAUUUUUGCAGUGGCAACUUUAAACUCGUUGUACAUCUAUGACACAGAGAGUGCGCCUCCAAUAGCAAUCUUGGCUGGUCUUCACUAUGCAGCCAUAACUGACGUUGCCUGGUCAUCGAAUGCCCAGUAUUUGGCUGUGUCUUCUCAAGAUGGUUACUGUACUUUAGUAGAAUUUGAAACCAAUGAACUGGGAUUGCCCAUCCCUUCAGCAGAGCACAAGAAAGAUCUGUUUCCGGAGAAUAAAAGCCCUAUUAUUGAGAAACGAGAGGACAUAAUGAUUGAAACACCUGUAAAUGAUGGUUCUAUAGCAGAAAAUAGCAAAAAAACAGAGCCAGAGAAGAACGAAGGGGAACGGGCUUCUCCAAGCUCAAUUAGCACUCCCAUCUCAAAUAAGCCGGCCAAGAGACGAAUUACUCCCAUGGCAAUUGAUCCAAAAUAAUUAUCAGAAUUUUGGACAGCUUCACAUCAAAUUUUCUGGAGUGCUUCAAGUCAGCCCAAGAUCCUUUUUUUACUAACCAUUUCUAAAUGAAAUGUGCUUGUACAGCAGCCAAAUUUUUGUGGUUAUUAGAGAAUAAUCUGCGUUCUAUUGCUCUCACAGUUCACUUUUUAAAGCUUUUCACAUAACCAAUAUCCCAAACACCAUAUGACCCAUUGGAUGAUUUCGGUGGGAUAAUUGCAGACAGGCUUCCUUCCCACAUAGGCAGGUUGAUUUUCUGAUGCCAAGCAAUUUGAUAGAUUAGCACAAGUCAGCUUAGUGGUACUUGUAACUCAUGAAAGGUGGCAUCUUAACAUGUCAUAAUGUCAGUCCAUAUAUAGAAAGAAGUGAUUCCUAUAA
Molecule: messenger RNA, 2068 nt
Organism: Hevea brasiliensis (rubber tree)
Lineage: Eukaryota; Viridiplantae; Streptophyta; Magnoliopsida; Malpighiales; Euphorbiaceae
Product: chromatin assembly factor 1 subunit FAS2
Exons: 13
Coding region: 44-1672 (542 amino acids)
Biological process (GO): nucleosome assembly; DNA replication-dependent chromatin assembly
Cellular component (GO): nucleus; CAF-1 complex
Molecular function (GO): protein binding
Source: RefSeq, a predicted model, not a curated record